Molecule: messenger RNA, 1005 nt
Organism: Marmota monax (woodchuck)
Lineage: Eukaryota; Metazoa; Chordata; Mammalia; Rodentia; Sciuridae
Product: procathepsin L
Exons: 7
Coding region: 1-1005 (334 amino acids)
Biological process (GO): immune response
Cellular component (GO): lysosome
Molecular function (GO): cysteine-type endopeptidase activity
Source: RefSeq, a predicted model, not a curated record
AUGAGUCCCUCUCUCUUCCUGGUCCUCCUUGGCUUCCCGGCACUCUCCGCUGCUCCAGCCCUUGAGUAUGGUUUAAAUGCACAAUGGCACCAGUGGAAAGCAAAGCACGGGAAAACCUACGGCACGAAUGAAGAAGGAUGGAGGCGAGCGGUGUGGGAGAAGAACAUGAGGAUGAUCGAGCAGCACAACGAGGAGUACAGCCAGGGGAAGCAUGGCUUCACCAUGGCCAUGAACGCCUUCGGGGACAUGACUAAUGAAGAAUUCAGGCAAGUGAGGAACAGCGUUCAAUACCAGAAGCUCCAGAGGGGGGCAGUGUUCCAGGAGCCUCUGUUUGGGGAUGUGCCCGAAUCUGUGGACUGGAGAAAGAAAGGCUACGUGACUCCUGUGAAGGAUCAGGGUCACUGUGGUUCCUGUUGGGCUUUUAGUGCCACUGGGGCCCUGGAAGGACAGAUAUUCCGGAAAACGGGCAAACUCAUCUCGCUGAGUGAGCAGAACCUCGUCGACUGUUCCAGGGCCCAGGGCAAUAUGGGCUGCAGUGGUGGCCUGAUGGAUUUUGCCUUCCAGUAUAUUAAGGACAACGGCGGCCUGGACUCAGAGGACUCCUAUCCAUACGAGGCCAAGGAUGGAUCCUGUAGGUACAAACCUGAGAAUUCUGUCGCUAAUGACACAGGCGUAAUAUACAUUCCAAAGCACGAGGAAGCCCUUAAGAAGGCAGUGGCAUCUGUUGGGCCCAUCUCUGUUUCUAUCGAUGCAAGCUUGAGGUCCUUCCAGUUCUAUAAAAAAGGCAUUUAUUAUGACCCAGACUGCAAAAGCAGUGAGCUGAAUCAUGGUGUUCUGCUGGUUGGCUAUGGUUUCGAAGGAACAAACCCGAAUAAAAAUAAAUACUGGCUGGUCAAGAACAGUUGGAGUAAAGGAUGGGGCAUGGAUGGCUACAUAAAGAUCGCCCGAGACCAGAACAACGUCUGUGGAAUUGCUACGGCAGCCUGCUAUCCUACCGUGAACUGA